UAUAAUGUUCACAACGAAGGAAAGAAAAUUACAUAACUAGAAUUCUCCUCAACGUAAGCUAUAAAAACAGAGGCCAUGAGUCCACUUCAAUUACUCAAUCUGACGACAAUGGACACAGCGUUUCUCUCAAACCCUCUUCUCGUUUAGUCUCCACCUUCGUAUCCCUCACUCCUCUAAUAAUAAAUAUUUGAAAAGCUAUGGAUUUGUGUCACUAUAUGAGGUAGGGCAUGAAAGAACAUUCCUGAGACUUAUUCUGUGAAUAACAUUUUCUUCAAUCUGUUGUAUCCAAUAUAGCAAAAUCCGCAGUCUUGGGUAUCAUCCAACUGUCAAGGUAAUGUCAUUCGUGAAGCAUCUUAGAGAUACUGUAGGAUCCACCUACCAUUUCGUAUUUCAGUUGUUCAGAUCUCGAUCUUGUUAGACCAACUACAUGAUAGAGAAAGAUUGAUUUCCUUUAUUUAUUUGGCAACAAUGACAGAAUUCUUCAACUACACAACUUGCAGACAGCUGUUGCAAAUGUUCUUGGCAAUAAUCUUUUUCCACAUUUCUGAGUUCAUUCUGGCAAUUGCCAUCCACGGUAGAUCAAAUGUAAGUUGUAGGUCUCUUUUGAUUAGCAAAAACUAUCUUCUGGCAAUGAUUUGUUCACUGCUAGAGUACUUUCUUGAAGUUUACUUUUUCUCUGGGUUGAAAGAGCAGUACUGGUGGAUCAGCGACUUUGGACUCGUAAUGGUUGUAAUUGGGGAAAUCAUACGGAAGAUGGCAAUUUUAACAGCUGGUCAGGCCUUCACUCAUCUCAUUAAGACGUACCACGAUGAGGAGCAUCACCAAUUGGUUACUCACGGUGUCUAUAGAUUUGUUCGUCAUCCGGGAUAUUGUGGGUUUUUCAUUUGGUCAAUAGGCACUCAGAUAAUGCUCUGUAACCCAAUAUCAACAAUUGCAUUUGCCAUUAUUGUUUGGAACUUCUUUGCGAAACGGAUACCAUAUGAGGAGUAUUUCUUGAGGCAAUUUUUUGGGUCAGAAUAUGAUGAAUAUGCCUCUCAGGUUCCUUCUGGGAUUCCAUUUGUGGAGUAGUAAGAAUCUAUGAAAUUUUUAGAGUGUGUCAUCAAGAAAGCGCUAAGGCUGUUUAUGCAAAGACGUUAGUCUGAAGCUUUGUCAAAGCCGAUUCAAUUCAUGGGCUGGAUGGACUGGAUUAUUCUUGAAGAACCAAACAUUUUAGAUGGUUUGUUUACUUGUUAUGUUCCUGUUGGAGAUCUCAUUGGAAAUCAAUCAGUCUUCUUGUGAUAUACUAAACUCGGUAUGUGUACCUUCCAUAGAUGUGACUGUUGAGUCUUGAUCCCAAGCCAUUACGCACAAAGUUGCAAGAUUUGCAAUCAUCACUAGUAAUAUUUAUGCGUUUUUGUCGCAUGACUUUUUCAUUGACAUGAAAUAACGGAUGCCCUUUCUUAUCGGCCUUUGUUUCUUUGUAUAUUACUGGGCUCUAUAUGCUUAAGCAGAAAGUAGAAAAGUUCUUCAUUCGUGCUGCUGGAUGACAUAUUAUUGUCCUUGGAUUAUCACAAUAAAUGGUUACAUAGUAUUCUGUUAUCGUGUGCA
This is a messenger RNA of Camellia sinensis, 1587 nucleotides long. Lineage: Eukaryota; Viridiplantae; Streptophyta; Magnoliopsida; Ericales; Theaceae. The record is from RefSeq and is a predicted model, not a curated record.